CGUGACUUGGUAAAGGGAUUUUGACCAGUAAUUACCCGGGGUGGUCAAACACAAAAACCAUGGCAUCAUCCCGCAACCCCAACCCCACGAUGAGCGAAGCUCAUCAAUCCCCUUGGGGGGCGCCAUCAACUGGACCGGAAUCAGGGGUAGUAGCACAGGGACAGGAACACGAAGAACAAUUUCACGCACUAGAUCAAGGACAGCAGCAGCAAGAGCAAUGGCAUGGAGGAGUAACCGGGCAACAGGAGGAACUCAUCCCCGCUCCACUGCAGGUCGACGACGACAUCGAUCUCGAUGACAACUCAGACCGCGACUCGGCCUACGGCUCGCUCGCGGGGUCGACGCGCACGGAUUCAAUCACGUCCUCCAUCACCAACUACGUCUACGAGAACGGGCGGCGGUACCACGCCUUCCGGUCGGGCCAGUACGUGCUGCCCAACGACGACGCCGAGCAGGAGCGGCUAGACCUGCAGCACCACAUCUGGCGCCUGCUCCUCGGGGGCGCGCUCUACACCGCGCCGCUGCGCAUCCCCCAACCGGGGGAGCUCCUCCCCACCGCCAGCAGCGGCGGGAGCAUCAGCACCAGCAGCAGCGGCGGGUCGGACUUCCGCAUCCUGGACCUCGGGUGCGGGACGGGGAUCUGGGCGAUCGACAUGGCGGACGAGUUCCCGCGGGCGUCGGUGUUCGGGGUGGACCUGUCGCCGAUCCAGCCCGAGUGGGUGCCGGGCAACUGCCGCUUCCACGUGGACGACUACGAGGACGAGUGGACCUACCGCGACGACGAGGCCUUCGACUACAUCCACGGCCGCGCCAUCUCGGGCACCGUCGCCGACUGGCCCAACUUCUACCGCCAGGUGCGCCAGAACCUGAAGCCCGGCGGCUGGUGCGAGAUGCAGGAGUACGAUGCCUGGAUCUAUAGCGAUGAUGAUAGCCUCGAGCGGGCGCCUUGGACCAAGACGUGGUCCGAGAAGCUGCAUGCGGCGAGCACCAUGUUUGGGAAGACCAUCAAUGUGGCCAAGGACCACAAGCAGUGGAUGAUCGAUGCCGGGUUUGAGGAUGUCGUCGAGAAGAUAGUCCGGAUUCCCAUCGGCCCCUGGGCCAAGGACCCGGCGCUCAAGGAGCUGGGCCGGUUUGAGCAGCUGCACAUGCAAAUGUCGGUUGCAUCGCACGUCCCGGCCCUUUUCACCAGAGUGUUCUCCUACUCGGAACAGCAGGUUCAGUUGUUGAUCGAGGGCGUCAAACGCGAGUUUCGAAGCAGGGACUUGAGGUUAAUCACAUGCUACCGCUUCGUCGUCGGGAGGAGCCCUGGCCCUCCUCCCUUCAUGGGAUGAAUCGGUCUACGAGACAUGGUAUUAUUAUUAUAGUAUUAAUUUAAUGACUUAUGCUGCCGUAACGUCCUGUGGUCGUAAGCGCAGCUUGGUGCCGUCUCUUUGAGAAACACAUGUGAUUCCCAUCCCUCCGCUUCUGAAUGUACUUCAGGGAUCGUUCAAGUCGU
Molecule: messenger RNA, 1495 nt
Organism: Chaetomium fimeti
Lineage: Eukaryota; Fungi; Ascomycota; Sordariomycetes; Sordariales; Chaetomiaceae
Product: S-adenosyl-L-methionine-dependent methyltransferase
Exons: 3
Coding region: 60-1331 (423 amino acids)
Molecular function (GO): methyltransferase activity
Source: RefSeq, a predicted model, not a curated record